Molecule: messenger RNA, 468 nt
Organism: Olea europaea var. sylvestris
Lineage: Eukaryota; Viridiplantae; Streptophyta; Magnoliopsida; Lamiales; Oleaceae
Exons: 4
Coding region: 1-468 (155 amino acids)
Biological process (GO): DNA integration
Molecular function (GO): nucleic acid binding
Source: RefSeq, a predicted model, not a curated record
AUGUGUGGAAAUCAUCAGGGAGCUCAAGCUCUUGCCUACAAAUUGGUGAGGUUUGGGAUACCGAAGGUGCUCAUAACAAAUAAUGGAAGGCAGUUUGACAAUUCACAAUUUAGAAGUUUUUGUACUAAGCUCAAGAUUGAUCAUCGCCUAACCUCGAUUUCACACCCUCAGAGCAAUGGCCUCACCAUAUUAACUAAUCAAAUCAUAUUGCAAAAUAUUCGAACAUGGAUUAAGGAUGCUAAAGAAACUGGUGAGAUUCUUUUCAUGUUAACCUUUGUCUUGAAGGCUACAAUUCCAAUUGAAGUCAACCUUCUUACAUUCACGAGACUCAAGCCAACCUCGGAAGAGCGAAUGAUCGAACAUUUUGACCUACUUGAAGAAGAGGGUUGGCAUGCCUAUAGGCAGUUUGCUUUCACUUUUCGGGUUUGCAUGCCCUCAGAGUUUUUGUUUUCAACAGCUCGUGCCUAA